This is a messenger RNA of Doryrhamphus excisus (bluestripe pipefish), 4464 nucleotides long. It is a transcript of the gene pax3b, whose product is annotated as paired box 3b. The record is from RefSeq and is a predicted model, not a curated record. NCBI's taxonomy places the organism in Eukaryota, Metazoa, Chordata, Actinopteri, Syngnathiformes, Syngnathidae. Gene Ontology annotation, molecular function: RNA polymerase II cis-regulatory region sequence-specific DNA binding; DNA-binding transcription factor activity, RNA polymerase II-specific. Gene Ontology annotation, biological process: anatomical structure development; regulation of transcription by RNA polymerase II.
AUGACAAGAAGACUUUUAGAAGGGACAACGUGGAUUAUUCCCACUUCCUGCUUCCUUCUGGGAUGUUCGCUGUCCUACCAAGCCGCAACUUGUGACGUUUUCCCAGGAGCAUCACUCUACCUCUCUCUUGGAGGGGUCCGUCUAACACUUGGGUCGGCGGAAGUAUGACCGCGCUGGCCGGGUCUAUCCCCAGGAUGAUGCGACCCACGCUGGCUCAGAACUACCCACGCGGCGGCUUCCCUCUGGAAGUGUCCACGCCGCUGGGUCAAGGCCGCGUCAACCAGCUGGGUGGGGUGUUCAUCAACGGCCGACCUCUGCCCAACCACGUUCGCCAUAAGAUCGUGGAGAUGGCCCACCACGGCGUCCGGCCCUGCGUCAUCUCCAGGCAGCUCCGGGUCUCCCACGGCUGCGUGUCCAAAAUCCUGUGCCGAUACCAGGAGACCGGCUCCAUCAGGCCGGGGGCCAUCGGGGGCAGCAAAGCCAAGCAGGCGACGACGCCGGAAGUGGACAAGAGGAUGGAAGACUACAAGCGGGAAAACCCGGUGGGAUCCACCAGGAGCAGGUUUGGGGGUAAAGGUGAUGAUGAAGAUGAAGAUGAUGGUGAGAAGAUGGAGGACACGGAGCGAAGGGCCAAACACAGCAUUGAAGGCAUCUUGGGAGACAGAUCGAGUCACUCGGAUGAGGGUUCCGAUGUGGAGUCAGAGCCUGACCUUCCAUUGAAAAGGAAACAGCGGCGUAGUCGGACCACAUUUACGGCAGAGCAGCUGGAGGAGCUGGAGAGGGCCUUCGAGAGGACCCACUACCCCGACAUCUACACCAGGGAGGAGCUGGCCCAGAGAGCUAAACUCACUGAGGCCAGGGUGCAAGUAUGGUUCAGCAACCGGAGGGCCAGAUGGCGGAAGCAAGCGGGAGCCAAUCAGCUGAUGGCCUUUAAUCACCUGAUCCCAGGAGGUUUCCCACCUUCGGCCAUGUCCAGCAUUCCCGCUUACCAGCUCUCCGACAGCACCUACCCGUCUUCAUCUAUAGCACAAGUCUCUGAUCCACCCAGCACGCUGCAUCGACCGCAGCCUCUUCCGCCCUCCUCGGGUCACCAGGUGUCAAGUGGUGGCGGACAAGGCGAAGGAAACUCCGCCUACUGCCUGGCGUCCGGGCGCCACUCCUUCUCAGGAUACUCGGAAAGCUUUGCGAGUCCGGGCGUUCCGGCUAAUCCCAUGAACCCAGCCAUCGGAAACGGACUCUCUCCGCAGGUGAUGGGUCUGUUGAACCCGGGCGGUGUUCCACAGCAACCUCAAAGUGACUACGCCAUCUCACCUCUGACUGGUGGCCUCGAACCUCCAACCGGGAUGGCCACCAGCUGUAGCCAACGCGCAGAUCACAUCAAAGGUCUGGAAGGUUUGACCAGCGUUCCCUCCAUGUCUACGCUGCCGUCCCUGCCCAGCUCGCAGUCGUACCGCCCCCCCUCCUACAGCUCCCAGGCCUACACGGUGGACCACAUGGCGUCCUACCAGUAUGGCCAGUACGGACAAAGUAAGGUGCCUUUCCUUAUCUAAGACCUGAGAUCGCCUGAGAAGAAGCUGAAGUCCAUGCUGUGUGAAGGAGAUCCUUCAUAGGACCAAAACCAACCAGGACAUUACUCCACUGCUUCUCGUGGAGGACAACUAAAAAAAGGGACCACAAGCAGGAAUAUCCCACCAAAAUCCGUUGAUCCAUUGUGGACAUUGUCCCAUCACAAUGACGAUGGGCGGCACACCUUCGGCACAUAGGACUUCCCAACAUGCCUCAAGCCAACUCCUCCUUCCUGUGGGCUCUUUUAGAAGACAGCAAAGCCAAACGUCAGCAGCCGUUGGAGAUCUUAAGGCCACAUGAGGACGUAUGAAAUUCCACGUAACGCCAAAUUACUCUCCCAAAUGGUUGUUGCCUGGAGGGAAAAGGAAGAGGCCUUUGCUGAUUUUAUCUUUAUGCCAUUUAUUUGAGAUCCCACACAAGCCACACAUGGAGAGGAAUUCCAGAGGCAAAGAAAGCAAACACGGGAAUAUGAAUAUGUGGCUUCUAUUAUAUCGGAAAGUCGAACAUACACCACAGCUGUACUGCACGGAAAGUUGAUUUAAACCUCCAUCCAUCCAUCCAUCCAUCCAUCCCUCCAUCCAUCCAUCCAGCCAUCCCUCCAUCCAUCCAGCCAUCAAUCCAUCCAUCCAUCCAUCCAUCCCUCCAUCCAUCCAUCCAUACAUCCAUCCAUCCAUCCAUCCAUCCAUCCAUCCCUCCAUCCAUCCAUCCAUCCCUCCAUCCAUCAUCCAUCCCUCCAUCCAUACAUCCAUCCAUCCAUACAUCCAUCCAUCCCUCCAUCCACCCAUCCAUCCAUCCAUCCAUCCAUCCAUCCACCCAUCCACCCAUCCACCCAUCCACCCAUCCAUCCAUCCAUCCCUCCAUCCAUCCAUCCAUCCCAGCACUGCCCCUCCUCCGUCUUCCUCCCUGUUCUCACUGACGUUUUGGACAGCGAGGCACGGAUCUUGGCCUUUUGUAGUCGUCCAGAGUCCUCGCAGGAGGUCAGGGGUCACCUGAGGGAAAGUGACAGAUGAGGGAGCAGUAGAGGAGGGCGGCACGGAAGGGGCUUAAAAUAAAGGAAGGGUUGAUAGGCAAGAUGGAUCACAGGCUAAACCCUUUCAAGAUCUUCCUCUUCCCAAAAAAAGCCAGCAGGUCACAAGUCAGGACCGCCAGACACUCCAGGAUGCGAAAGCACAACAACGUUUGGAUAAAAGAUGGACGUUCUCACAGCUGAGCAGAAGUGCAAUAUCAUGUAUCCGCAUCGUUUAAGAAACAUGCGCACGCACGCACACACACACACACAGACACACACACACACCCACACACACCCUGUGUUCUCUGUAAUGCUUUAUUGGAAAACUAGCAUAAACAGAAGUCCUGUAUUCUGUCCAAAGUGCUCAACCUUCCAGUAGGAGGACCUUCACAGUUCCUGGAUGCUUUCAAGUGAUUUUUAAACUAUUAAGGCUAAUUCUUUUCUUCAAAAUCAAAUAUGUUAAUUGUUAUGACAUAUUUUGACAAUUUGCAUUCCCUUUUUGGAUAAAACUCAACUUUAAUUUUUGUGAGCAUGGGAGUCGGUCCCACUUAUGUCGACAACUCCUUUAUGAAUACGCAUCAAGUCCUGGUUUAACAUGUUAUUAUUAUUUAAUAAUAAUCGAUUAAGUCAUCAUCACCAUCUCACAAGUGAGAAUUAGGGCCACUUUGAAAAAAAAAAUCUGAUUCGAGAACAAAGUUGUAGAUUUCCGAGAAUAAAAUUACCAAAAAAAAGUUGUAAAUUUCCAAGAGAAAAAGUUAUAUUAGGAGAAUAAAGUCGUAUAUUUAUGAGAAUAAAGUCUUACAUUUACGAGAAUAAAGUUGUUAUAUUCUUCUUGCUACAGGCAAAUUUUUAUUUAUUACCUGGCAGCAAUCAAAACAUUAGCAUAUCUACGCCUUAGCCGUACCCUCCACGUGCCCACGCGUGACACGGAAUAGUACAACUUUAUUCUCGGAAUCGUACAACUUUAAUCUCAAAAUCCCAGAUUUUUUUCCAAUGUGGGCCUGACUCCAUCGACCGCUUUCGUCAACAUAAAAUUAGAGACUCCUCAGGGUUUUGUCUGGGAAAAAUGGAGCCACAUUGUCAACUAAACCACAUUGAAGAGUGCAUUUACACAGCAUUGGGCGUGGCUUUUCUCCGGGUACUCCGCUUUCCUCCCACAUUCCAAAAACAUGCUAGGUUAAUUGGCCACUCCAAAUUGUCCAUAGGUAUGAAUGUGAGUGUGAAUGGUUGUUUGUCUAUAUGUGCCCUGGGAUUGGCUGGCCACCAGUCCAGGGUGGACCCCGCCUCUCGCCCAAGACAGCCGGGAUAGGCUCCAGCACGCCCACGACCCUGGUGAGGAUAAGCAAUAGAAAAUGGAUGGAUGAAACAUGCACAGUGACUUCCUGUUCAGCGUAAAGUAAGCUUCCAAAUAAACACGUGUUAGAAAUUAGCCUGAUUUCUCCCACAGCAACUAAAAAAAUGCAGCCAUUGAAUUAGUUCGAUUCUGUCAGCCGCUGGAAGACCACUUAGCCCACGAUCGAAACGUUUAUUAAAGAAACAAUAAAAUGACUGCAGCAGCUGUUAAAGAAAAGUAUAAGCUAUGAAAAAAUCUAACCAGAAGUCAACAAAGGUUGUCACUCAUUCUCCUGAAGUGUCUGACUAAAGUCACAAGUAAAAUGAUGUUGACGACCGCUUAUGUCGACACCCGAUAUAGGCGGGUUCCACUGUAAAUGAAGAGAAUGCGUACGUACAAAACCAAGCCACCAAUCCCAUGGAGCAAAUGUAAAUAUAGCUAAUAUGUCAUAUUCAUUCCAAACCAUUCCAAGUGGAUGUUAGCCAUAAAACAAAAAAAGGCAGCAAGUUGUCCACAAACAGGCACUCUGUUGUUUGAAUAUCUGUUUCUUAGAAGC